AUGGAAUCAAAGAUAUUAAAGCAGAAAGGAGGCUCAUGUUGUGCUAUUGCUACUUGCAUAAAUAACUACAGUAAAUCAAAAAGUGAUGGAAAAUCCAACAUAUCAUUUCACAGAUUUCCAAAAGAUCUAAACUAUCGGAAAGAAUGGGUUCAGAAAUGCAAAAGAGGUGACCAUUUUAAUCCAGAUACAUCAUUUAUUUGCUCUGAUCACUUUAAUGUUGAUGCAUUUGUUCGAGACUUAAAAUCAGAACUUUUAGGAUAUAAAUCUAAGAGUCGAAGACUUAAAGAGGAUGCAAUUCCUACGUUGAAUUUACCAACUGACUUAGUAUCGAAUAUAGUUUAA
This is a messenger RNA of Macrosiphum euphorbiae (potato aphid), 342 nucleotides long. Lineage: Eukaryota; Metazoa; Arthropoda; Insecta; Hemiptera; Aphididae. The record is from the annotation of a GenBank genome assembly.